Biomphalaria glabrata is the source of this 823-nucleotide messenger RNA. RefSeq lists its product as uncharacterized. The record is from RefSeq and is a predicted model, not a curated record. The transcript has a single exon. Lineage: Eukaryota; Metazoa; Mollusca; Gastropoda; Planorbidae. The coding region runs from base 338 to 754 and encodes 138 amino acids.
UUCUCUUCCACAGAUACCAAUUAACAGUAAUAACUCAAUCAAUUCUCAUUUCAAGAGUACGACUGCUGCUAGUGCUAACUCAAACUUGUCAAUAACAAGUCCAGCAAUAGUCAGGAGUUCAUUGAACAGUACCUGUCUUCAGGCGACAGAGCUGAAGUUUUUCAAGGAAAAGAUUUUAUAAUUUCUCAAGUGAGAGAGCUCCAUUUAUACAAGUGACCAAAAAAAAAAGUUUUUCAAUCGAGAGUAUUGUUCUUCAGACGUCAAUAUUUUUUGGGAAAUCCCCAUUUUGUAAUAAAAAUAGCAACACAUCCUUUUUCAGAAAAAGAAAGCAGAAAUCAUGGAGUCACAAUUGAUAGCUUUAGCCAUCGUUCUUUUCUACGCAUGCGCGACGUACGCUCAUCCGCCCAACAACAGACGCGAAGAUUUCAAACAGCUGGUGUCGCUUCUAGGUAAACUCAAGGACAUAGACAGCAGUCAGCUUGCGCACCAGACUUCUGGGGACAUUGUCACAGAAUUGCAGGACUCUGUCGAUCCCAAAGCCGGAAUGGACAAAGACACUCUGUCCAAAGCUCUCCUUAAUCGAUACGGGAUGAUGGUCAAGCGUCAGGGCGAGUGGUCUUACGACUACGGUCUAGGUGGGGGCAGGUUCGGCAAGAGAAAUUACGGCGAUUACGGCAUUGGCGGUGGAAGAUUCGGACGGGAUGUGGAUCAUGUUGACCUGUCGGACGCCAACGACCCUGACCUUCUGUCCUAAUUAAAAAAAGAAAAUUAAUAUGCCUACAAAGGCCAGAGAUUGUAUCUAUUUAAUUAAAUUUUUUUAAAA